AUCACCAUUCGCAGAUGCCGUUCGGGUGCUGUGUACGUUCAGGCAUAGAUGUUUAAGACAUUCCAAUAGCUUGUAAACCUCUUUCCCAGUUCUUUACACACUGAUUAGGGGAAUGGCACCUGACCACUUCUACACCGGUACCCAGAUCACACCACAUGCCUGACUUUUGGAGGCCAAGCUUAACACUUACAGGCGCAUUAGCUUCUAGCUUGUGAUCUUGACGUCAUAAGGAUUUCACCUUUGCCAGUUAGGAAGGAAUGAGCGAAACGGCCGCCGGCGAGGGUCCUCCUGGGCAGCCAGCAGUGCUGGCGAAGGGCCUAGAACGCGUUGUUCUGAAACGACGAGUGACUGGAAUUCGGAGACUGGAUGUGGCUCCUUUUCUCGUGCUUUACGCGUUGGUUGUGGUUAAGACCGGUUACCACGCAAGCCGCUUUGAAUGGGAUCUCUUCACUUACCACUGCUAUGGCAUAGCCGGCGUGGCGCUGCUGAACAUCUUGGCGCAUCUGUUCACUCAUUGGAGCAUCCGCUUCCGCGCCCUGGUGUCGACAGCCAACGUGUCCGACCUUGACGACGCGGAGGUGGUGCUGGUGGUGCCAGUCCGCUUCAACGGCAGCACGGAGCUGGUCCCGCUUGACCGCAGGAGUCUGAAGGACACGCUGCAUGAAGUUGAGGAGCUCAGCUUCGAGUUCCGGCGGCAGCGCUUCGUGUACAAUGCGGAGCGGCACUGCUUCGAGAAGCUGCGCUUCCCGGAUAAGGAGACGUUUGAGACGUACAGUCGGGCCAGCGGUCACGGCACGGAGACCAAGCAGCUGGCGGCAUUCGACCGCUACGGUCUCAACCGUGUGGACGUGCCGCUGCCCGCCUUCUCCGCCCUCAUGAAGGAGCACCUGGUGGCGCCCUUCUUCGUGUUCCAGGUGUUUUGCGUGAUGCUGUGGAUGCUGGACGAGUACUUUUACUACUCGCUGUUCACGCUGUUCAUGCUGGUCACCUUUGAGAGCACGGUGGUGGGGCAGCGGCUGCGCAAUCUGAAGGAGCUGCGCUCGCUGCAGACGCCCAAGCAGCAGAUACACGUGUACAGGUGUGGCAAGUGGGAGCUGCUGCCAGGCGACUCGCUGCUGCCCGGGGACGUCAUCUCCAUCGGCCGACCCACCUCGGACCCCACCUCUGCCGGCGGCGACAAGGUGGUCCCCGCCGACUGCCUGCUGCUGGCUGGCAGCUGCAUCGCGGAGGAGGCGGUGCUGACUGGCGAGAGCACCCCGCAGUGGAAGACGCACAUCGGGGACCGGCUGGCGGGGGGCGAGGGGGGAGCGCGGGAGCGGCUGUCGUCCAAGGCGCACAAGCAGCACAUCCUGUUCGGGGGCACCAAGAUCCUGCAGCACACGGGGGACAAGGGCGCGCGCAUUCGCACCCCCGACGGCGGCUGUCUGGCGGUGGUGCUGCGCACCGGCUUCGAGACGGCGCAGGGGCGGCUGAUGCGCACCAUCCUCUUCUCCACCGAGAGAGUGACGGCCAACAACGCGGAGGCCGGGCUCUUCAUCGCCUUCCUCAUGCUCUUCGCGCUGUCGGCCGCAUACUACGUGCUGGUCAAUGGGCUGGAGGACCCCUCCCGCUCCCGCUUCAAGCUGCUGCUGAACUGCAUCAUGAUCGUCACCUCCGUCAUCCCGCCCGAGCUGCCCAUGGAGCUCUCGCUGGCGGUGAACGCCUCGCUGCUGGCUCUGGCGCGCAAGAGGGUCUUCUGCACCGAGCCCUUCCGCAUUCCCUUUGCCGGCAAGGUUGAGGUGUGUUGCUUCGACAAGACGGGCACCCUCACCAGUGACCACCUGCUGCUGGAGGGGCUGGUGGGCGACCCGGAGCCCCGCCCGCCGCCGCCGCCCGCAUGCACG
Molecule: messenger RNA, 1883 nt
Organism: Astrephomene gubernaculifera
Lineage: Eukaryota; Viridiplantae; Chlorophyta; Chlorophyceae; Chlamydomonadales; Astrephomenaceae
Source: the annotation of a GenBank genome assembly